This is a messenger RNA of Aspergillus neoniger CBS 115656, 1508 nucleotides long. RefSeq names its product cytochrome P450. NCBI's taxonomy places the organism in Eukaryota, Fungi, Ascomycota, Eurotiomycetes, Eurotiales, Aspergillaceae. The record is from RefSeq and is a predicted model, not a curated record. The coding region runs from base 6 to 1508 and encodes 500 amino acids. Gene Ontology annotation, molecular function: oxidoreductase activity, acting on paired donors, with incorporation or reduction of molecular oxygen; monooxygenase activity; iron ion binding. The transcript is spliced from 10 exons.
CAAAUAUGUACGCGUAUAUAAUGCUUUUAUUCUUACUUUCACUUCUGCUACUUUGCAUCAGACGCCUUCGUGGUUGGUUUUAUUUGAUCCGCGGACCCGAGAUGAUAGAUGAAGCAUAUGUCUCGGCCGGUGGGAUGCCCUUCAAAGUGCCUACUCCCAACAACAACCACUUGAUGGUGACUUCGAGCUAUCACAUCAAGGAAUUGAUAAAUGCGCCUCUCCAGAGUCUAUCCCUUCAUGCUGUGGCUAAGGAGAUCUUACAACCGAAAUACACAAUGUCUGGCUUUGAGUGGCAAGACCAGCGUGGGAUCGAGGGGACGGGCUUCGUGCGAGCCUUAAGGAGCAGGCUAACUGCUCACUUGCCCGGCAUGCUACCCGACCUCAAGCGAAUGGUUGAGGCUGCCAUUACGGAAGAACUGGGCACACCAGAUACAGAUGGCAUGCUAACGAUAAAACCAGGUUCUGUGCAUUGCCGACUGUUCCCGCUGAUCAAGCGAGCUGUCACCAAGGUCAACUGUUUUGUCUUCUUCGGGGAGCAGCUCGCACAAAAUCCCGAAUUCACCGCAGCCGCCCUGGAAUUCCCUCAGACUGUCAUUUUCGCUUCGGAGAUAUUGCGUAUCACACCUUCCUUCUUACGGCACUCUGUCGCUAGUUUGGUGACUGAAAGGCAUCGUGCCGUCAAGACCCUCAUGCGGUAUCUCGAGCCGGUGGUUAAACAGCGACUAGCCAUGAGGGCUGUGGAUUCCACGGAGAAUGUGGACUGCAUGCAAUGGCUUAUCGAGACCUCACCCCGGAAAACCCAGUGGACGACCGCGCGCAUGGUGGGUGAGAUUAUUGCAGUCUGGUUUGGGUCUGUGCAUCAGUUGGCCAUGACCGCGACAUACGCGAUCGAGGAUUUAUGCUCGCAUGAGGAGUACGUGCGCCCGCUUCGGGAGGAAGUCUACGGUGUCGCUCCUGAAGGCUUGUGCCCUGAUCUGGCCGCUAUGCCACUUCUGGAUAGCUUUUUGCGCGAGACCAUUCGCUGUACUAACUCAGACGCUAUCACCGCACGACGCAAAGCAUUAACACCAUUCACGUUCUCUGAUGGGUUACGAGUAGACCGGGGAGACUGGGUCUGUAUUCCACAACGAGCAAUGAUGCGCGAUCCGGCUCGCUAUUCGCACGCAGAGCAAUUUGAUGGCUUCCGAUUCGCGAGAGCCAACAAGCUCUUAGCUCUAAAUGAGGGCUGUGCUGAUGUGCCAGAAGUAGCACCGUUGCAGCUGACUGAUGUUGAUGUGAAUUGGCCGAUAUGGGGUCUGGGAAACACAGCCUGUCCAGGCAGGUUUUACGCGACAACAGUGUUGAAGUUGAUGAUGGUGUGCAUCCUCCAGGGAUGGGAGUGCAGACUGGCGGACCCUCAGGCUCUUCGGUGGCGUACGUGGCGGUCCAGUGUUGUCCCUCGCACUGGGACGGUGGUGGUGUUUGAACGCCGGCAGAUGGAGUCGCCCACCUUGGUCCGGAGGGGGUGA